Molecule: messenger RNA, 375 nt
Organism: Trypanosoma cruzi
Lineage: Eukaryota; Euglenozoa; Kinetoplastea; Trypanosomatida; Trypanosomatidae
Exons: 1
Coding region: 1-375 (124 amino acids)
Source: RefSeq, a predicted model, not a curated record
AUGGAACGAGUGGGAGGUGCCGUGACGAGCAGCAGCUAUGACCCUGCUUCAGAGUGCUUUCCGACUCUCACAGAAGCGGCCACUGCGAUCAUGACACCCGAGGAGCUGCAGAAUAUGCGUCGCAACCUCACGGAGGAAAAGAUCGCCCAUGCUAAAUACUUGCGGGAACACCCAGAGAUUGACGCCACCAUGCGCUGUGCGAUGCGAAAACUGUUGAUGCAGCGGCCUGAGGACCCGGUUGGUGUGCUGUUAGAGUUCUUUGCCCAUGGCAACCUACAAGUCGAGCUGCAAAACCAAGGCGAUAAAAAAGGGGAGUUGGAAAGGCUCCUUUCGAUGCAGAAGGAGCGAGGCAUGAUGCCUGUGUGGCCUCCUUGA